Molecule: messenger RNA, 1051 nt
Organism: Triticum dicoccoides
Lineage: Eukaryota; Viridiplantae; Streptophyta; Magnoliopsida; Poales; Poaceae
Exons: 5
Coding region: 1-651 (216 amino acids)
Source: RefSeq, a predicted model, not a curated record
AUGGGCCGGACUGGUGGAGAAAAAUUCCCUUGCUCGCCUCCUCCUCUUCCGAAGUUGCGAUCCGCUCCUCUCCGUUGCUCGAGGCCCCGCGUUCAUGGAGGACACCGCGUGCACGUGGAUCGCUCCGUGGGGGCAUGCGGCGUCUGUGAUGAUAUAAACUGGAUCCCGUUUCUCUACCUGCUUGGGCAGGUGACCCAAUGCUUCAGAACGAACUCACUGACCACCGUGCGCCGUCGAGGAGAGGGAGCACCCAGGCAUUCUCCGCGGCGAAUUAAGAUUUUGAGGAAGGACUUGAAAUGGUGCCCUAUUUUUGGCAACCUAAAACCUGUGCUGCUCAAUGAAUGGUGCUUAACUGAUAACUUCACUGGACUAGUUUUGUUUCUUGAGCCCUCACCGAUUCUAGAAAAGCUUACCCUUCAACUUCACUAUGACAAGGAUUUUGAGAGUGGAUCAAGUGAAAGCUACAACCCAAUGGAAUCUUUCUUGCUGUCAAAGCAUCUCAAGGUAGUUGAAAUCCAUUGUAGCAAGGAGGAUGAAAGGAUUUCUCAAAUUGUGAAGAUCCUUGGUAUUCAUGGAGUAACUCCUGUGCAAAUUAGCAUCCAACAUGAUUCUUGGCAUUCGUCCUGGUUCAGUUUCGAGCAGCGGAAGUAGAUCAGAUGGUCUACCGUUCCUGGUUGUUCAAACUUCCAUGUCCCUGAAUUAGUCGCAGGGUUCAGCUUCCUUCCGAGGUUGCUGUGUUUUGUCUACCUGGAUCGUGCGCCUGUCUCUGCUCCGUUCAUGUGAAGUGUGAACUCCCGUCGAGAUGCAAUGCUGCACUGUUGCCCAUUUGCUGAACCCAUUGACAGGCCUCAACAGGUUUACCUUUUGAAGACCUAUGAUCUAUUUAUACGUUUCAGGAGCAACCUGUGUAUCUAGCUUAACUUAUGUAAUGUGGCACCCGUUCUGCUAUAUCAGGUUUGGUCGGCUGCAUGAAACCUGACUGAGAUUGAUGUGAAUGCCAUUAGCUAUAUAAGUAGUUCAACACUUCCAUUUGUGACCAUUAUAAUACCAA